AUGGGCGUAAUACGCCUUAGCUUUGCUACUGUAACUGCCUUAGCUUUCCUCUUGUUCGCCUCUGCGUCAGCUGUUACUCUCAACCCAACUCGGCAACUCGGUGGGGAAGUGAAAGAGGAGAGAGAAGAAGUGAUGACUCAGAGGAGACUCAGCGGGGGACCAGGAUCGUCACCGCCCAAUUGUAGAUCAAAGUGUGGGAGGUGUAAGCCAUGUGAGGCGGUUCACGUGGCGAUUAAACCGGGUUUGAUAAAGAUGCCAUUAGAGUACUACCCAGAAGCUUGGAGAUGCAAGUGUGGCAACAAGCUUUUUAUGCCUUAG
Messenger RNA from Camellia sinensis, 318 nucleotides. RefSeq names its product allergen-like protein (gene CLL1). Gene Ontology annotation, biological process: guard cell differentiation; stomatal complex development. NCBI's taxonomy places the organism in Eukaryota, Viridiplantae, Streptophyta, Magnoliopsida, Ericales, Theaceae. The record is from RefSeq and is a predicted model, not a curated record.